GGGUGACAAACAAGGGGGUGACUAACGUGUGAUUAGAUUGUAAACAUGUCAGUGACAUUUAACAGCAAGUCAGGGGCGAUUACAGCCGAUGGUUGCGACUUGACGGAUGGAGAAUAUGGAGACAGAUUUCCAAGAUCAGUGUGGUGGAUUGGAGCUGCUGCUGUGUGUCUGGGGCUGCUCUAUCUUCUUCUGCUGGGUAUCAUCUUAGCCAUGGUGGCCCAACAUAUCGGAACAACCCCUCAUAAAGACAUCGAACUGCUGCUCUUUCGUGCCGUUGGGUGUGACAAUUUGACUUCACAAUGUUUGCAGUUGCAAAACAGAUACCACACCUUGCUAGAAAGCAACAACCAGGUAGAGAACAAGCUCUAUUCUCUGACUAAAGAGAAAGACACUGUCACAGGGGAGCGGGAUACCCUUCAAAAUGAGCGAAACACCCUCCGCAGUGAACGUGACACCCUCAAAAAUGAGCAAGAGAGCUUAAGGGCUGAGCGAGACACCCUGCACAAUGCGCAGGAAGCUCUCAAGAAGGAGCGUGACACACUCCAAACAGAACAACAAACUCUCAGAAAUGAGAAAGAAGUCCUCAAAAUUGAGCAACACACAAUCCAAAAUGAGAAAGAAACUCUCCAAAAUGAGAGAGACGCCAUCAUGAGAGAGCGGGACUCUCUAAGAGACGAGCUAGACCGUCUGAAGUUGGUAUCCAGCAAUCUGACCAAAGAGUUGGAGGUCCUCCAGAGCCAAUUCAACACCAUGGUUGAGUUACAUCAGAACAGAACAGAAAAACUUUGUCCAUCGGACUGGGUCAAAUUCCAGGAGAAAUGCUACUACAUCUCUGAGAAAGGAAAAGCUCUUUCUUGGCAAGCAAGUAGAAGUGACUGUCAAGGCAGAGGAGGUGACCUAGCCAUCAUCACCACAAAAGAGGAGCAGGAUUUCAUCACCCCAAAUUACGACAGAAGGUGGAUCGGCCUGUCUGACUUGGAUAGAGAGGGCGAGUGGAAGUGGGUGAACGGAGAUAAUCUGAACUUUAAAGGUUUCUGGCAGAAAGGGCAGCCCAGCAACACAGAUAGAGACGAGGACUGUGCAGAGGUGUCACGUGCAGGAAAUGGAUGGAAUGAUAUGCCUUGUCGCACAAAAUUAUCCUGGGUUUGUGAAGAUUAACAUCUACUUUGUGGGUGUAUUCCCUCAGGCUUAAUUGUGCAGAACAAGUCAUCAUUUUAUAUCUACUGCAUAUCCAUACGCCUUUAUUACAUCAGACAUCUUCACUUUAUUUCAAUUUCUAGAGUAGAACGUAAUCCCUAAAAAAAAUGUUCCAUAGAAAAAUGUUUCCAUAGGAAAUGAUACCUAUGGGUUAUGAUGUCACCAUCAUGAAACAGUGCUAGCUGAAUGCAUGUAAAAAUACUUGUAUUUUGUAAAGUGGAGCAAGAGGGUUGUUGUUGUUAUGUGUCACACUUUUUAACAUCCUUAAACACAGCCAUACAAGUGGAAAAAUAAGUUAAGUCUUCACAAAAGGAUUGCAUGGAGCUGACUUUGCAAGUGUCCAUUCUGGUGCUC
This is a messenger RNA of Dunckerocampus dactyliophorus (ringed pipefish), 1551 nucleotides long. RefSeq names its product low affinity immunoglobulin epsilon Fc receptor-like. The record is from RefSeq and is a predicted model, not a curated record. Bases 46 to 1158 code for a protein of 370 amino acids. The transcript has 4 exons. NCBI's taxonomy places the organism in Eukaryota, Metazoa, Chordata, Actinopteri, Syngnathiformes, Syngnathidae.